ACCAACCCGAUAAAUGGGAUAAAAUAUUUUUAUUUUUUAAUUUAAUAGAAUUGAGAAAGUUCGUUGAGAAACUUGGUGUAUGGACGAUGUGUAAACUCCUCGGAGUGGUGAGGAUUCCGCCGUCUGAAGAGGGAUGGUAAAGGACGAUGGACGGGUCCUGGAGAUCGCAAUGAUUGGCUGCGAGGAUGAAGGAAAGGGCAAGAGAUCCUGGAGGGGAGACGAGCCGAGGGAACGCGCAAGCCACGUCAAGUCGUGGUACGGAUACGGCGCCUUCGCCGAAGACGACGAUGGAUCUCAAAGAACCCUGCUCUCCAGCAAAGAGAGACUGAAAUGGAGAUCCAGUCUGGCCCUGGGUUCUAUUCUGAGCAAAUGGUCGCGAUCAAGGAUGGAUGUGGGUAGCUCGGGGGGCAGUAGCGAUGCACUCAGAAAGGUACAUACGGUCCUCGCCCUUUCCGAAGAGCCUAUGAGGCCUGUGAACCGUCUACGGCACCAUAACAUCAUGUGCUCGAGGUGUUCGUCUCUCCUUUCGAUGGCCUCAUCUUCGAGGUAUUCCAUCACCACGGACGGAAACUACGUGCAAGUAGGAAGGUCGUCGUCACCGGUCCCGCCUAGCCCGACAAUCCUCUGUAAAGUCUGCCUCAGCACAAUUCCAGAGAGCAGCAUGUGGACCCUUCAGUGCUCCUGCAUCUUUUGCAUUGAGUGUAUGAGAGCGUAUGUCGAAUUUGAAAUAAGCCAGGGUGCCUAUGAAAUCUCGUGCCCAGAUGCCAUGUGCAAAGCUCAGGGUGUAGUGUCUCUUAGCGAGAUUGAAAAUCUAGUCAAUUCUGACGUGAUGGAAAAGUAUAGAAGAUACAGACUUAAUAGAGAAGUCGAAGAUGAUAUCAGGUUGGCAUGGUGCCCAUCGGCAGGCUGUGAGACGGUCUGCCAGCUCACACAGCCAUCGUCAGCCCACCGAGUCCAUUGUCCGUCCUGCGCCACCGACUUUUGUUCCUUGUGCAGGGGUCCGUGGCAUCCUUCCGGGCCUUGUCCCCAGGCCGGCCCUGCACCGGGCAUCCCGUUUGACUCGGACCUGAUUAAGUGCUGUCCAAUGUGCGCUGUGCCCAUUGAAAAAGAUGAAGGUUGUGCUCAGAUGAUGUGCAAGAGGUGUAAGCACGUCUUUUGCUGGUACUGUCUUGCAUCGCUUGAUGAUGAUUUUCUUCUCAGACAUUAUGACAAAGGGCCAUGUAAGAACAAGCUUGGUCACUCGAGAGCGUCGGUUAUCUGGCACAGGACUCAGGUCAUCGGGAUUUUUGCGGGUUUCGGGAUUCUGCUCUUAGUCGCUUCGCCGCUCCUCCUUCUUGCUGCGCCGUGCAUAGUCUGUUGUAAGUGCCGUGUAUGCACAGGUGGUCCUAGACUCGACCCUGAAGACGAUCUUCCAGAGGAGUCAGCAUCGUGAAAUACGAGAUCUCAGUUUAUAAUUCGAGAGUGUUAAUUAGCUACUUUGUUUUCAGUAAAUAAGAAUAAUUGAAAGUGCCUCGUCGAGACUGUAAAAAAUUUAGAGGCUAGGUUUGAAAACAUAGUCAGCUUUGUUUUCAUAAUUCACAACUCAACUAAGAAGAAAACACUGAAAUUACUUUUUUAUACUUUCGUUGGUUUAAAAAUUCUGUUUCUUCUUGUUAAAAUGUUUUGUGAUGUUUACUGAACGCAAAGUAUAAAACUAUUUUGUUUAGGUUUUUUGUUCGAUGUCAUAAACGUGGGGAAAAAGUGAAUAAUUACAAAACAAAGGCUGUGAACCUAAUAAAUGAAAAGAUUAUCCUGUAAAAGAGAAAGAAAAAAAUUACUGAAAAUUUUCCCUCACUGCCCGUUGUUAGUCUUUAUCAUUUUCCUCAAUUUUAUUUUGUAAAUUGUGAAUAAUUUUAAAACUGAUAAUAGCGAUCAUUUGUAAAUAGAAGUAAAUUGGUUUAUUUUUUUAUAUUUUAAAAUCAUAAUUUAAUUCUCCUUUUUUUUUUUUUUUUUUUUUUUAAAUGAAAAAUUUUGAAUUGAACUUACAAUUACCUAUUCCUAUAGUCAAAAAUUAUGAUAUAGAGGAACAAAAAUAAUAAAAGACGACAAUUUUUUGGGUACUACUUUAAUAAUUAAUAAAUAUAUGAAUGAUAUAUAAAUAAAAGUCAGAUCUGAGCGAUUUAAUGUUAUAUACAAUUUUGCAGGUCCACAUGCAAGAUUAUUUAAAAAGAAGAAGUUCCAACAGCAUGAAAAUCAAAGAAGCCUGAUAAGAUAUAGAGAAAGAGAAAGGAGAAACAAGAUAAAAUAAAGGAGAAGAAACUAAUAAAGGUUUUCAAUAAUGUAAUCAAUUUGCCUUUCUUUUUCUUUAUAUGAAAUGUGGCUCAUCUGAACUUUUAAGUAGGCAACGCUUCAUAGAAAUUCCAUGAAAAGUGAAUAAAUAUAUAUAUAUUGAAAUUUAUAAUAAUAAAAAAAAUAUCUGUACAUAUUAUAAUAAUAAGAAGAAAAAAAUAAAAUCAAUUUAUUUUAUAUAUGCAUAUAUAACUCUGUUUUUACUAUUUUUUUAAGUACUUAAUUAGUUUAGAAUUCACAAGCUUUAAUUUUACAAUGGACAAAAGAUAGCACCCCUUUCCCUUAAUCUUAAACUUAUAUUAAUUACUGUACUUAAAAAAAAUAUUUUUUCUUUUUGAUUUUAUUUUGUGUUAUUUGGCUUAUGCAUUCCGAUCAUGGAAUAUUACGGCUCUUGUACUUGUUAAUGUGAAUAUUGUAUAUAGAACUAUGAUAAAAAGAAAAGUAACAAAAACUGUGCAAUUUUUAAAUUUAGAUUUGUUAAUAUUUUUUUUAAUACUAUUAUUAAAAGGACAAAUGGACUAUAGAGAAAAAAUUUUAAUUAUUGUAAUUAUAAACUUAAUGUUAUGUUUUAAAAAAAAUGAUAAAAAGGAGCAAAACUAAAAAAAAAAAGUUUCUACUCUUUAAUGAAUUUUAUCAGUUUCUAGUUGCGGUUAUAGCUUUUCCAAGGUGCUUCCUUGUAAUUUAUCAUCAUAAUGAUGUAAAACAAAAGAGAUAUUAAAAUUAUAAAAAAUUGUUUUUUAA
Cimex lectularius (bed bug) is the source of this 3069-nucleotide messenger RNA. RefSeq names its product E3 ubiquitin-protein ligase RNF144A. The coding region runs from base 134 to 1432 and encodes 432 amino acids. Gene Ontology annotation, cellular component: ubiquitin ligase complex; cytoplasm. The record is from RefSeq and is a predicted model, not a curated record. Gene Ontology annotation, molecular function: zinc ion binding; ubiquitin protein ligase activity; ubiquitin conjugating enzyme binding. Gene Ontology annotation, biological process: protein polyubiquitination; ubiquitin-dependent protein catabolic process; positive regulation of proteasomal ubiquitin-dependent protein catabolic process. The transcript is spliced from 7 exons. Lineage: Eukaryota; Metazoa; Arthropoda; Insecta; Hemiptera; Cimicidae.